AUGAGGCUGGAGGAGAUGCCGUUACGGCUCAACUCGGACGAGCGGGAUUUUGAAAUGGACGACGAAGAGACCGACUACCUUCUGCAGCCCUCCGAGGACAGCAUCCGGCUCCUGACGUCGAGGCGACGGCGCAUUAGCGAUUGCUCCAAGUACCUGAGGAAUUGCCUCUGCGGAUGUUGUACUUGGAUGUGGAGAAGAUGCUGCAGAGAACGGGAAUUAAGAGCCAGAGUUAUCCACAUCGGACAGCCUAUGCAUGAAAAGUUUCCCACCAAUGUUAUAAGAAAUCAAAAAUACAAUGUUGUUACUUUCUUGCCUCUGGUCCUCUUUCAGCAAUUCAAAUUCUUCUUGAAUCUAUACUUUCUGCUUAUGGCUAUAUCUCAAUUUAUACCAGACAUAAGAAUAGGGUAUUUGUAUACAUAUUGGGGACCAUUGUGUUUUGUUUUAACCGUAACGAUUUUCCGCGAAGCUAUCGAUGAUUUUAGAAGGUAUAAGAGAGAUAAGGAAGUCAAUGCACAAAAAUACUGUAGACUAGUCAAGGGUUUUGAUACGCCAGAAUUAGUACCAAGUUCGAAAUUGCGAGUUGGUGACUUGGUGAUAGUCGAGAAAGGUCAAAGAGUACCUGCUGAUCUGGUGUUAUUACGCACAACUGAGAAGUCGGGUGCGUGUUUCGUGCGUACCGAUCAGUUGGAUGGCGAGACAGAUUGGAAACUGAGACUAGCGGUGCCUGCAACGCAAAAAUUGGAAAGCAAUUCUCAGUUGUUUGAUAUUAAGGCCAGUUUGUACGUCGAAAAGCCUCAGAAGGAUAUCCACAGUUUCAUCGGCACUUUUUCGAGGUACGAUGGAUACAGCAGCGAAGAAAGCUUGGGUGUGGACAAUACUCUGUGGGCCAACACCGCUGUGGCAUCAGGAUCUGCUCUCGGUAUCGUCGUUUACACCGGUCAGGAGACACGCUCUCUAAUGAAUCAUUCUGCAAUUAGAUCAAAAGUCGGUUUACUCGACCAAGAGAUCAAUCAAUUGACGAAGGUACUGUUUUGCGCUGUGAUAGGACUCGCGCUCGUAAUGAUGUGUCUGAAGGGAUUCAGCGGCCCGUGGUACCGUUACAUGUUCCGUUUCGUCCUAUUAUUUUCGUACAUCAUACCCAUCAGCUUGAGAGUAAACCUGGACAUGGGCAAGGCGUUCUACGCUUGGUGCAUACAGAGAGACAAGGAUAUCGCUGGUACGGUCGUGAGGACGACCACUAUCCCGGAGGAGCUCGGACGUAUAUCGUACCUGCUGAGCGACAAGACCGGCACGCUGACGCAGAACAAGAUGGUGUUCAAGAAGCUCCACCUGGGCACUAUAUCUUACGGCCAAGAGACGUUCGACGAGGUAACGACGGUGUUGAGGUCUUAUUACUCGAUCAACUCGGAAAACUCGCCCGUGAAACAGGCACCGAGCGCGCACAGCGGCAAGGUGCGGAGGUCCGAGAACACCCGGAUCUACGACGCCGUGCACGCUCUGGCGCUGUGCCAUAACGUAACCCCGGUUUAUGACGAUGUAACGAGGUCCACGAAUCUGGACACGGUGAGCGUACAAACGGGAGAGACCGGAGACACGGGCUCCAUUCAAAGCCAAACCGAAGCCGACCAACAUUACUACUUGCCGGAGCAGAAGCGUAAUUACCAGGCUUCCAGCCCGGACGAAGUGGCCCUGGUGAAAUGGACGGAGGAAAUGGGAUUGGCUCUGGUCAAGCGUGACCUUACUACGAUGCAGUUGAAGGCUUUGAACGGUCAAAUACUGAAUUACACCAUACUGCAGAUAUUUCCCUUCACGUCGGAGACCAAGCGGAUGGGAAUAAUCGUGAGGGAAGAGUCCAGCUCUGACAUCGUGUUUUACCUGAAAGGUGCUGACGUCGUGAUGUCCGGUAUUGUACAGUACAAUGACUGGCUGGAGGAGGUAUGCGGAAACAUGGCGCGUGAAGGUCUCAGGACACUGGUUGUGGCCAAGAAGAAUCUGACCGAGGAUCAAUAUGCCGAUUUUGAGGCGAGGUACAACGCGGCGCGAAUGAGCGUCAGCGACCGCGUGUCGAGGGUCGCCGCAGUAGUCGAGAGCCUCGAGAGAGAAAUGGAGCUGCUAUGUGUGACCGGUGUCGAGGACAGACUGCAAGAUAGAGUGAGGCCUACGUUGGAGCUCUUGAGGAACGCCGGGAUAAAGAUAUGGAUGUUGACCGGCGACAAGCUGGAGACCGCGACGUGUAUAGCGAAAUCCUCGCGGUUGGUCUCGCGCACUCAAGGGCUACAUGUUUUCAAGUCCGUUGUGACGCGCACCGACGCCCACUUGGAACUGAAUACGUUCCGCAAGAAGCAAGAUUGUGCCUUAGUUAUCAGCGGUGAUUCCCUGGAGGUGUGCUUGCAGUACUACGAGCAGGAAUUCCUGGAGCUCGCAUGCGGCUCGCCCGCGGUCGUCUGUUGCCGAUGCUCUCCCACGCAAAAGGCCGAAGUCGUCAGUCUCAUACAGAGACAUACCGGCAAGAGAACAGCGGCCGUCGGCGAUGGUGGCAACGACGUCUCUAUGAUACAAGCUGCGGACGCUGGAAUUGGUCUGGAAGGUCUAGAGGGAAGGCAAGCAUCGCUGGCUGCGGAUUUCUCAAUCUCUCAGUUUAGUCAUCUCGCUAAUUUACUGCUGGUUCACGGCAGAAGAAGUUACAAACGAUCGGCUGCAUUAAGCCAGUUCGUCAUACACCGUGGUCUGAUCAUUUCGACCAUGCAGGCGGUAUUUUCUGCGGUCUUUUAUUUGUCUUCGGUUGCCUUGUAUCAGGGUUUCCUCAUGGUAGGGUACGCUACAAUAUAUACAAUGUUCCCCGUCUUUUCGUUGGUACUGGACAAGGACGUGUCAGGAAAAAUCGCGCUCACUUACCCCGAGCUCUACAAAGAGCUGAGCAAAGGUCGUUCGUUGUCAUAUAAAACAUUUUUUAUGUGGGUUUUGAUAAGCAUAUAUCAAGGAGGGGUAAUAAUGUAUGGUGCACUUAUAAUGUUCGAGGACGAAUUUAUUCAUAUAGUGGCCAUCAGUUUUUCGGCGCUUGUUUUAACGGAGCUGAUAAUGGUUGCUUUAACGAUCAGAACCUGGCAUCAUAUAAUGAUGCUCGCUGAAAUCUUCUCUUUGGCGCUUUAUUUAUUGUCGUUGGUCGUUCUCAAGGAUUACUUCGAUGCUGAAUUCAUCAAAACAACGGACUUCUUGUGGAAGGUACUGGUGAUAACGUUAGUCUCGUGCAUGCCGCUGUAUAUCUUGAAGUUCUUGAGGAAGAAGUUUUCGCCUCCUAGUUACACAAAAUUAUCCUAAAUCACGCGCAAACGCGUCAUCUGCCAUCUGCGUACAGACAUAGACAGAAGAGAGGGCAAAACAUCAGCGUAAUGUAUCAGCGAUAUAGAGGGAAGUGUAUACAGAAGUUUUUUCUUUCUCUUUUCGUUUUCCAAUCCAAUCCAACUAAUAUUACUCAGUUCGUUCGUAGCGAAAUAAGAUAAAUUAUAUGCACCGUUUUAUAUCAACCAACUAUUUUUGUAACGAUUCUAUCGAGGACUAAUGUAACAGGGAAUGCCUACGCUGCGAAACAAGAGCCGGUAAAGUUUCCAAAUCUCCUGUAUUAUACUGCGCACUGGGUGACUUCGUUGAGAUACGGAUUGGAUUUUACGAUGCGAAACCAACUCUCACGAUACUUCGUAUAAUGUUAAUACUUCCUGCAAGGCUUAUCUAUAUCUUAUCUACACCACACAUCCUGGCUUCAGGUGAAAGGAAAAAAUACAUGACUUUUUCUAUCUGAUUUUUUCUCUUUAUAUAUAUAUAUAUUUUUUUUCUUUUUGUUUAUAUAUUGUUAAUUUAUUUAUGAACGUAACGUCAAACUCGAAUCUUCCAUUUUGGUGCGUUUGUAUGCACGUAUCACGGCAUUUACAUAAGUUCGAUGCUUAUCGUUCGUUCUCAAAAUACUAAUUAGAAAUGUUCUAACUGAGAGCACAACACACACAACAGUAUUUCUCAUAUAUCGAAUAAAUCUUCAAGCGUAUCCCAGCGUAUUAAGGGACAAGUAAUCUUUAUUUCUAACGAGAGACUAAUGCAUUUUACUUAAAAAGAAAAAGAAAAAAAGGAAAAAAAAGGAAAGAAAAUUGUUGAACCGAUAAUACGGUUGAGGAAUAGGAUUUGAGUGUCAGAAAUGAAACUGUGAUUUUUGUGAACUAAGUAUAAACGGCAAUUCUUGCACUAACGCUAUUGUAUAGUGAAAUUUAUUCCGGAGCUCUGUUCGAGACGUUUAUUUCCGUAUCCUUCGAAAGUUUCUAGAUUCUCUUACUUCAUCAUCAUUAAGUAUAUGUACUCGCGCGUAAACCAUCAAUACCAGAUUACGUAAUGUGUUUUAUAUUCAUGUAUAUAAUGCAAGCAUGUAGAACAUGUAAACUGUAAUCGUUGUUACCUCUAAUAUGAAUGAGGCGUAUCGCAAAUAAUAAUAGCUGUUUUUAGAAUACUAUUGUUUGCUGAUGUAACGCGUUUGUGAUUAAUUUAUUCGCAAAUAAAAAUAAUAUAUUCCUUUUCUCCCGA
Messenger RNA from Dinoponera quadriceps, 4563 nucleotides. Its product is annotated as probable phospholipid-transporting ATPase IIB. Lineage: Eukaryota; Metazoa; Arthropoda; Insecta; Hymenoptera; Formicidae. Bases 1 to 3318 code for a protein of 1105 amino acids. The record is from RefSeq and is a predicted model, not a curated record. Gene Ontology annotation, cellular component: trans-Golgi network; plasma membrane; endosome. The transcript is spliced from 12 exons. Gene Ontology annotation, molecular function: magnesium ion binding; ATP binding; ATPase-coupled intramembrane lipid carrier activity. Gene Ontology annotation, biological process: phospholipid translocation; retrograde vesicle-mediated transport, Golgi to endoplasmic reticulum; endocytosis.